This is a messenger RNA of Diabrotica virgifera virgifera (western corn rootworm), 14246 nucleotides long. It is a transcript of the gene vvl, whose product is annotated as POU domain protein CF1A. The transcript has a single exon. Lineage: Eukaryota; Metazoa; Arthropoda; Insecta; Coleoptera; Chrysomelidae. Gene Ontology annotation, biological process: regulation of transcription by RNA polymerase II. The record is from RefSeq and is a predicted model, not a curated record. Gene Ontology annotation, molecular function: DNA-binding transcription factor activity, RNA polymerase II-specific; RNA polymerase II cis-regulatory region sequence-specific DNA binding. The coding region runs from base 321 to 1538 and encodes 405 amino acids.
CGCACUCUCUCACAACGAAGAGGGGAAUCUGUGGUGGGGCGGAUUGGACGGUGAGACUACCAGUUUCCCAAUCUACACACACAGUCAGUAAUACUAAGAGGGUCGCGUGCGUGUCGUCUGAUAUGCAUAACGAAUCACAUCUGGGCAUAAGUAAGCAGUUUGCUCUGAAUCGCGUCGCCGCGACAUAAAAACAAUUGUUCAAUAGCGUUGGCACGAGUGUUUACUAACUACAAGUGGGUGCUUUUAUGUUGAUCAAGUGACGAAAACAGUGCAAAGUGUACGAACACGAGGACAGUGUGGACGAACGGCCCUUACAGGGCAUGGCGGCCACUACAUACCUACCGGCCAGCAGUGCAGUCACGACAGAUCUCGAAGGUAACGUCGUUGGGAUGAAUAUUGUCGCGGGUUAUCAUUCUAGUGCCUCUCCGAGGUCUGCAGCCGACGCUAACGAAAUGAAGUACUUGCCGCAACACCACCACAACCAUCACCAUCAUAUGGCUAGCUCGCCGUCGCCUAGCGGCCAUACGGCGGUAUCUUUAUCAGCGAAUCCAUGGGUCAGUUUGCAACCUGGGGCCGAUCCUUGGACGGCCUCCAUGGCUGGUAUGCACCACCCGCACCAUCAUCACCACCAAGACGUCAAACCCUUAACACAAUCCGCUGAUAUGAUGCAUCAUCAGAGACAGCAACAACAAAGUAUGGGAUCUCCUCAUGCUUGGCACGGGGCCGUUUCCUCGGCGCAUUACAAUCCAGGCGGUGCUGGAUCUCCUCUUCAGCAAUAUCAUGCUGCUAUGAACGGUAUGUUAGCUCAUCAUCAAGCGGCACCCCCUUUACAUCAUUCUCUACAUAGAGAUAUGCAAAGUCCGCAUCACCCGCAGCAUUCCGAAAGAGACGUUAGCGGAGGCGAAGACGAAACGCCUACGAGUGAUGACUUAGAAGCCUUCGCAAAACAAUUCAAACAACGACGUAUUAAACUAGGGUUUACCCAAGCAGAUGUCGGGCUAGCAUUAGGAACUCUUUAUGGUAAUGUCUUUUCUCAAACAACAAUUUGUAGAUUCGAAGCUUUGCAGCUUAGUUUCAAAAAUAUGUGCAAGUUAAAACCCCUCUUACAAAAAUGGCUGGAAGAGGCCGAUUCCACAACGGGAUCGCCCACGUCUAUAGACAAAAUAGCAGCACAGGGUAGAAAAAGGAAAAAACGCACUAGUAUAGAAGUCUCGGUAAAGGGUGCGCUAGAACAACACUUCCACAAACAACCAAAACCGUCAGCUCAAGAAAUCACUUCUCUCGCCGAUAGUUUGCAAUUAGAAAAAGAAGUCGUGCGGGUUUGGUUUUGCAAUAGGAGACAAAAGGAGAAGAGAAUGACGCCUCCGAAUACGUUAGGUGGCGACAUGAUGGACGGUAUGCCUCCGGGAAGCCACAUGCAUCCCAGCUACGGCCAUCACCAAGAUAUGCAUGGCUCGCCGAUGGGCCAGCACUCACAUUCCCAUAGUCCUCCCAUGUUAUCUCCCCAAAGUAUGGGCCAUCAGUUGACGGCCCACUAGCAUCCAGCCCACUGGGCCUCUUUACUUCACAGUGACAACGGCUAGUGAUAUUCUGUCCCAUAAGAUGCGCCUGUCGCCGACGGGUUCCGUCGGCUUCUCAAACUUUCUUCACGCUACCUCAAGCCAUGGCUGAAGUCCUACUUCCGAGUCGUUGAGGAGGUCCUAGUGGAAUUUCAAACGUUGGACGUCAUAGACUGUUAUAACUAAAUUAUAAAUACACUGUACAGUGAGAGUGAGUACCUACCUUGUAGACUAGAAGGAAUGUGGUUAUUAUCGGUUUCAGGAACAUGCGACCAACUACAGAAUAUCCUCAACAACUGCUUCAACACGUAAGAUUUGUACAUUAUUCUUUUUAAUCCUAUAGAAUCGCAUAUUUUUAUACACACAAACGCAAACAAUCGGUGAUUUGGAAAAUGAUUCAAAAUAUCUUACGCUCCGCUUAACACAUUGUACCAUUCUUUUAACCCUUGUACGAUAGAGCGAAGGGUUACUUUAUUUAGCAAAUUAGUUACGUAUGUUAUUUUAAUUGAAACAGUGAGCAUUCUUUUCGUUUUUAAAUAUCAAAAACAUAUGUUUCGCUAGGAAACAUUUUCGUCAGUUUUUUCGUACUUUAUUUCGCGUAUUUUUUAAGAAUUUGAAAACAACAACAUGUUUAGAGCUAGUAACAUUUUUGUCACUUUUUCGUACUUUAUUAAACGUAUUUUUAUGAAUUUAACUUGAAAACGUACUUUUUAACCAACCGAAAACUUUUCUUGGUGUACUUUUAAGUCAUUUAUUUUUAUUUCGAAUAUUAUGAAUUUUAACUUUUGUUUGGAAACAUUUCAUAUGUUCUGCCUUUUUUCAGUCAUAUUCUUUUAUAUCAUCAAUACUCUUUGGAGUCAUUUUACUUAGAUUUCUACCAAAUAUACAAUAUUAUUAAAAAUAUCUUCUAUUUUUGACAACAGAAGUACAUUUCUUAUAUAUACUGAAAAAAAUAAUUACAGGAAACAUUUUCGAUAGUUUUUUUUAUAGUUUAUUUCACAUAUUUUUCUGAAUUUCAGCUUGAAAACGGACUUUUUGUCCGAAAGCUUGUCUUGGUACUGUUAAAUUAAUUUUUUUUUUAGAUUUUAAAUUUUGUUUCGUAGCUAAUAUUUGUUGUGUUCUGUUUUUUUUUUCAAUCAUCAAAAUCCUACUAAAUACACAAUAUUGUUAACAAUAUUAACAAUAUCUUAUAUUAUACUGAGAAAAGUAAUUCCAGGAAAUAUUUUCUUCAGUUUUUUCGUACUUUAUUUCACGUAUUAUUUUAUGAAUUUGUACUUGAAAACGUACUUGUCUAAUGUACCUACGUCAUACAAAACUGUACUAACCGAAGUGUCAUUUUAAAUCACUUAUUUUUGGAUUUUAACGUUUUUUUUUUAUUUUUAUUUAUCCGCAUCAACCACUCGGGUUAUUAGCGGUACAUUUAUAAUACAAAAUAGAUAGAGCAAAAGAUACAUUUUUAGAAUAUAAGAAUGACAAAAAUAUGGAAAUUAUUUAGAGUUUACAAAGAAAAAUAGAAAUGAAUCAUAAUUUGUUAUACAGUUUACAAUGAUUGAUUUUAACGUUUGUUUGGCAAUUAUUUGUAUGAUCUGUCUUUUUUCAAGCAUUUUUUAUAUGAUCGAUACUCUGGGGAUCAUUUUUACUUAAGAUUUCUACUAAAUAUACAAUAAUAUUAACAAUUCUUCUAUUUUUGCCAAAAAUACAACAUUUUCUCUAUAUACUGAGAAAUCUAAUUAAAUUUUUUAUUUUUAUCUUCAAAUCUGAUCAAUUUACCAUCUUGAAAUGUUUUUUCACACUUUUGAGUAAUUGUUUAUGUUUAAUAUGUAAACUGGAUUAUUAAAUGUCAUUAAGUAUAGGUAAUCUAGACAACUGAUUUCUUUUGGCUAGUACUUGUCGCAGACUGUGUUGAUUUUCUCAUAUUAUAAACACAGAACCAGUCACAUGUUUUUUGGUAAAGGACUUGGCAUAAAAAAUAAUUAUUUGAAUAAUAAUUGCAAUAUUUGGUAGAUUAGUUCCUUGUUGCAUGCUCAAAGGAUUAUUUGUUUGUUAUUUGGAUUCUAUAUAGAUUUUUUAUUCUCUAAUAAUUUUCUUGAAUUUAUUUUAUAAAUUUUAUGCCUUUAAAUUCGUAUAAACCUACUGCAUAUACUCACAGAUUUGUCUUUCCUUGUCCCUUUAGUCGAGCAAUAUUGUAUUUGAAGUUUGAAUCAAGUUUUUUCUUAUUAAUAGUUAUUAUUUUCUUUAUUCAAAUUUUAUCAUUAUUUUUAAUCUCAGGAAAUAUUUUGAAACAUUAAAGUCAUUUUUUCUUGUCAUAAUUGAUCCAUUUGAAGAUUUAAUAUUAUUCUUAUGAAAUAUCAUUUAAUUGUUUUAUAUUCUGUAUUUGCUUGGUCUGUAUGAUAUUUUAAUUGAUAAAAACAGUAAAUUUAUCUUUUUUAUUUAUUAAUUCUUCCAUGAUAGUGUCGAUAGUACCUAACUCUUGAAAAUAUUUCAUAUUAUUCGUAAUUUGGUACCUGAUUCCAGAUCUUGUUUGUAGUAGUGUACUAGCUGGUGUUUCAGUGUUCUGGCUACAUACAUGUUUGUGUCAUGUUUGUAUACCUACGACAAGGAACUGAUUUUUGUUUGAUAUUAUUUAUAUCUCUAACAAAAUAUCUUGCAUUUACUUCAUAGUUCCUCGGUAGAGGUCGCAAAAUAUUAUUUCACUAUAAUUGCCAUACUAGCUCGUGUGUUUUGAUUCAGUUCAGUCUUCUUACAAGUCUCUCUGAUGACGGGUAGACCCUGAAACGCAUGUAAGAGAAUAGUAAGUGACCAGAAUUAAAUCAAAAAUUAAAAAUUUUUAUGAAAAAUUUUUGAGUUAUUUUGUUUAUGUGUUUCUUUCUUUGUAAAAUUUAUCUAAAUCCUUAAAUGACAUUAUUUCGAUUUUAGCCACUUUUCAGCCUAAUAAGCAAUUGUAUCUAUUUUAGAGUAUAGUAUUAAUUAUUAACUUAGCCCUGUGUGUUCUGUGGUAUUUUUGUAGGUAUUGUCUGUGGUCUUUAUACUGUCGACACUUUACGUACUUAUCUUUAAAUUUGUAUUAUUUUUUCCGUUUUUUAAUAGUCUAUUUUUGUCUAUUUCUAAAUUUAUCUUUCUCGUCAAGUCAAUAUUUUAUUUUAUGUUGUUCUUUUCUAAUUUCUCUGCAAGGAUGUAUGAUCCAUCUUCAUUUUUGCCUCUUUCCUUAACUGUUGACGAUUAUGUGCUAUCUGUUUAUGGCUACCUACUGAAUGUUUUUCAUAUCAUCACUUAGCAAUUUGCAAAAGUUUCAUAAAACAUGCAAAAGGUGCUGUAUUGUGUUGUAGGUUGUAACGAUUGUCAACGAUUUCCGAAGUAAAGAUCAAAACGUUAAAAUAAAUUCAUUGUCAACUGAAAUCAGUGGCGGGUAGACGGGGAAAAUGGAAAAAUUUCCCCCUUAAAAAGGUCCAAAAUUUAAAAAAAAAAUGUUUACACAUAAAAAUAUAUACCUAAGCUGACAUGAAAUUUAAACCCCAGACAGACAAUUUCAACCCAAUAAACUAGCUAGUUAAGAAAAUUAAGGGAAUUUAAUGCAUAUAAAUUAAUGCAUUAUUUACUUGUGCAUUUUAUGAAGUUGUGUUUAUCUUUUCUAUCUCUUUUGGUUGGUGUUUCAUUGGAAGUGACUAAAAUUGUGUUUAAUUCCCAUUAAAAAUAGUAAAAACAUUGUAAUUGUCUGAUUUUUUCAAGUAUCAUCAUCAGUAGUAUAGUUCCCGUUGAAAAUAGUGCUCACUUUUUCAUUAUAACAGUGUUUUCUUUGUACAGUUAAUAAAUAUUUUUAAAAUAUUUUAAUUUGAGUAAAUAUGCGAUUCAUUUAUGACUAUUUUUCGGCCAACAUUGGCCAAGAAGUACCGAGAUAUUUAUGUGCAUUUGAUUUCGAAGUAGAUGUGAUAUUGGGGUAGUGGUCGCAUGUCGAAUGUUCCUCCACCCGAUUAUUCUGUAUAUGUUGUUGUACAUAAGAAGUAAAUAAGAGUGAUAAAGUUGCCCAAAAAACGAGCAGCUAUGUAUUAUAAAUUAUAGGCAAAGAAGCUGCUGCGUUGUAAAUAAAAUGAAAUUUUAAAUACCGGUCCAACAAUAGAUGAAAAAAAAUCGUGAUUUAUACCUUAAAAAAAGAACACACCGAGAUGAUGGUUGACGAUAAAAAAUUAAUAAUAUAAGUUUUUAAUGUACAGAAUGUCCUGUUUAUCAAAGUUGUUCUUACGUUGUUAUUAUUUUUUGGUUCGAGUGUCUCGUACAAUAGGGAGGGGGUUGCACCCUGUCCGUUUUUCGCUCCUACACAUUCUAAAAGUGCAAAUUAUGUUUUUAUAAUGAUGUAAAUGGUAAAAAAGGUUUUCCUUUUAACAAAAGGUUUUCGUUUUAACCAAUUCUGAUUAUUUGGAAAAAUUUGUUUGCGAUGUGUGACUAAUGAUUUUUUAUGACACUUUUACUACUAUUCUUUAUUGAAAUUUAUGUAAACUGCUUUUAUUUAAUACUUAGAAUAUUUAAAAAUAUAGAUAUAAACAAGGUACAAAAUGCUGAAACAGUCUAAAUCUUAUGAACACAAAAUUUACUAUUUUUAUUGGGAAUAAGUCAUAAUUUUGCUUUAAAAUAGGUUACCUAUUUGACGAUAUUUUGAGAAUGAUUUCUAAAGUGGAAAUUGAAACGUCAAAAAAUAAGCUUAUAUUUAAAGUAAAAUUUCGACUUAUUCUCAAUAAAAAUAGUAAAUUAUACUAUUUUACUACUGUUUUAUAUUGCAAUUUAUAUAAACAAUAUUUUAUUUAAUAAAUUCUAAAAAAUAUACCUAGAUGUUAUAAAUAAUGUGCAAAAAGCAGAUACAGCAUAAAUCUUAUAAAAAAGAACACUAAGAAAGUAGUUUCCAAAUUAUACAAAUUUACAAUUUUUAUUGGGAAUAUGCCAUAUUUUCCUUUAAAAUACGUUUAUUUGACGUUUUUGAAUACUGAUAUUUUGAGAACGUUAUUUUGAGUAUUUUGAGAACCAUUUCCUAAGUGACAAUCGAAACAUCAAAUAAACUUAUUUUCAAGUAAAAUUGUAAAAAAGCUGUGGUUUACUCCCAAUAAUAAAAAAGGAAAAUUGCAUUAAAAACCACAAGAAACAGCUUCAUAAAAUCUCCACAUUGAAGAUAUUUUCCACGAAAAGAAGCUUUAUUAUUUGUAAACAACGUUGAAUUUACAUGAAGUCGUCUUAUUUCAUUUUUUCUGUUUUUUUGUGAUCACCUGUUUUCUAAAUGUUUCUUUUACAUUUUUAUGUAUUUUAUUCGGUUUUUUCGCAUGUUCUCAUAAGUAUCCAACAAAAAAUUUAUAAAAUAGAAUCCUUCAUACUAAUGUAUUAGAUCUUGGAAAAUGGUGACGAUAUUUUCAUUAGAUGCACAUCCUAUUAUGUUCUGUUUUCUUGUAUUAAUAGAAAUGAUUUUUUCCAUUCUGGUGUAAAUAAUUUUUGUCUAAAAUUCUCUAAACAAUUGUUACAAACAAACUAUUACAUUUACAAUUCAAAUCGAUUUCAUACUGUCUUUACAAUGAGUUUUUUAUUAUCAUGUUCUUGCCAUUUAUCUUCCAAUCCUGUUUUUUAGUCUUACUUGAAUUUAUUAUUACUAAUCUUACUAUUUACUCUUCCUUAGAUACUUACUUAAUUUUUUUUUAUUUUCUCAAUAUAACAUUCCUCAAUACAUUCAUAGAAAAGUUUAUAACUGAUUUCUCAUUACACCAGAUCAUUCCAUCAGUUGAAAAUUCAAAAAUAUUACCUUCAAUUUCUUUUGCAGUCCAUUUUUAAUAUAAAUGCUAAUAAAAAACUGUCCAUCAAUGUAAAACAUUCCAAAAUUAGUUCCCAUUUAGCUGUUAUUAUGUAGUUUAGGGAUAGUUAACACGCUAUCAAUUUUGGUACUAUAAAUCUCCAUUAAAUAACAUUUUUUAUGAUACUAUCGAGAUUUUUUAACAAUGUGGAUUUACCUCUCUUUUUUAUCUCUUGAUCUGUUUUUUAUACAGUUUUUUAAUUGAGUUGUUCCCUAUCAUCAUCGACAUAAUAUUUAAUAAUGCAUUUAUUUCUCCCAGAAUUGGUUUGUCGAAAAUGCUUGUCUUUGGUUUGGUAUAUUUUUUCUUUGAGAAAUUCAUCUUACGAAAAAAGUGUUCUACAAUUUAAACAAACUCAACAAUUAUUCAAAUUCUAUUUUUGUCCAGUGUUCAUUUCUGUAGUUGAAUUUAUCGAUGAUUCAUUCAUAUAUUCACUCGCAAUAACUAUACUCUGCUAAAUGAUUCUUUUCGUUGUGAUUUUUGCCGUUUUUCUUGAAAUUUACAGACAUUCAUUCCUGUUACAUUACGAAGAUUAAUCGAACAUCAGUAUAAGUAGAAGAAACAAGAAUUGAAAAUGUUGUAACAGGCAAAAUAAAAGUCAAAAAUAAUCAUGUGAUAUUCUGUAAAAACUAGAAGGCAAUGAUACAAAAUCCAACGGCUAUCCAAUGACUAUUUGACUUUUUUUGUAAUCCUCGUGAUCUUACUAAAAUAUUUUUAGAGCAUAUAGGUGAGUUUCUUUUGGUCGAAAAAGGUCUAUUUUAUAACCACAAACUAAAACGUGUUUUAAUCCAGAGAUUAUGAUGCCAAUAUGCUAUGUUUAAAAAUUAACUGAAAAUUCUCCAUGGCAACCUAUUUUAUUUAUAUAUUAUAUAUUUUAUAACCAUUUAAAAAAAUAUAUAAAAAAUAUCUUUUGGUUUCAAACCUACUUUUUUAAUAAUAAUUUGGGUUAUUUGAAGACAAAAAAUGUUCUGGUGUUUUUUUUUCGUAAUAUGCUUUACUUUAAGCGUAAAAUGAAAAUAAAUAAAUAAAUAAAUAAUGCCGACAAGACCGAAAUUUAACGUUUAUCGAGACCAUUUUUCAAUAAGCUGGACAUCGAAUAAAAAAAAAGAAAAUAUGAGAUGAAGGCUUAAGCGGAGUAGUUUCAAAAUGCACAAUUCCAUUUUGAUGUUAGAUUGCAAAAAACAGUUAACAAAUCUAGACUUUACAGACGUCUUAUCUCUAACGUUCCAAACACAUUGAUUAUUUCUUACCCAAAAGCUUAAUAUUGUUUUAAUCGAAAGAAUGUGAUUCUUCAACAUUACAGCGUUUACAAUAUAAAGUUAAAUUUGUAAAGAAAUUGAGCCCAUCAAAAUCAAAACCUGCUAAAUCCUAAAUUUUUCGUUCUGCUGAAUCCAAAUUAUAGUACAAAUUUCUGAAGAUGUAAGGGGCAUACAGUAAAACGACAAAUUAGUAUGCAAUUUUAUGAUAUUUAUUGAUGACCCUUUGAUUGAGAAAUGCUGGAUACUUUUUGGAAAAUUGACAUUUUUAAUGUUUUUUUAGCCUCCUGACAAAAUUUUAAAACAUGGAUCUAGCAGGUUUUGAUUCUAUAGGCCUCAAUUAAUAAAUCAGCAAGUUCCUGUGGUAAACUUUGGGUAAACUUUUUAUUAUAAUGUAGCUUCAUAUUCUUUCUAAUCUAUUUAUCCAUUUUUUAAACUAACUUAUGCCAUAUAAAAUGAAACUGAAAAUAUGCAUUUUGAUAUUACUUAACUUUAUGCUUUCAUCCCAUAUUUUUUUGUUUUUUUUUUAAUUCGAGUCCAACCUAUUGAAAAGUGGCCUCGAAAAUUAGUAAAAUGGCUUUUUUCGGCAUUUUUAUGCAUUCAUUCAUUCAUGCAUUCGUUCAUUUGCAUUUUACGCUUAAAAUAAGCAUUUCGUCUUAAAAUAACCUAAAUUAUUAAAAACAUAUAAAAUAUAUUAUCUAUUAUUUAUAUUUAUAAAAUACACUCACCGGCAAAAUUCCGCACCCAAAAUUUUUGAUUAAGUUUGACAAUUUAUAACUUUAUUAUUUGUACUCCGAUUUUCAAGAUUCUUGCAUCAGUUUGUAGGUACAUGUAUUGAGGUCGUCUGUUAUUAUUCCGAUAACAAAAUUUUUUUGCUUAGGUGGAAUUAUACGGGGGUGAACGGAAGCGUUAUUUUUUCUUCUAACGUUAAAAAAUUCUGUGGAAAAAUUGGAGAGCUAAUUUUAUUUCAUACUGCUUUUGUGUUAUCCUGGAGAUAUCACUAAGGUUUUGUUUUUUGAAUUAUUUGAAUAUCUCUUGUCUUGUAAGAGCUGCAAAUAAAAACACUGAUUUGAAGGUUUAUUUCACUAAAAGUAGCAACAGCACUAAAAUUAACAAAACAAAACAAAAUUAACAACAAAACAAAACAGUUCAAUAGCUGGUAUGUCCACUUCUUGCAACAACGACUGCUCGCAAUCUGUUUAGCAUCGAAUAAAGAUGUGUUAUCCUUGCCUGUACCAAAUUUUCUGGAGGCAUAGGAUAACGGCGAAUAGCUUCUUUUAAUUCACCCCAUAAAUGCUCAAUCGGAUUGAGAUCUGGGCAGCAUGCGAGCCAUUCUAAUCUUAUCAAUCCAACCUCUAUUUUAUGAGUCAAUCAGUGUUUUUAUUUACAAAAAAUGGUACAGCUCUUACAAGAAAAGAGAUAUUCAGAUAAUUCAAAAAACAAAAUUUUAGUGAUACCUCCGGGAUAAUAUGACAGGACUAUGAAAAAAAAUCAGCUGUUCCAUUUUUCCACAGAAUUUUUUAAAGUUAGGAGAAAAUACAACGCUUCCAUUCACCCUUGUAUAAUGUCAUGCAAGCAAAGUUUUUUUGUUACCGGAAUAAUACAAAACGAUACCAAUACAUGCAUGUACCUACAAACGGGUGCAAGAAUCUUGAAAAUAGGAGCACAAAUGAUAAAGUUAUAAAUUGUCAAACUUAAUCAAACAUUUUGGGUGACGCAAUUUUGUGCCGGUGAGUGUAUAUAAUUAUUAUAAAAAAAUAGCAAUUUUUUAUAAUUGUUUAAAAACUUAUGCCAUGGCUGAUAUGGAUAAUUUUCAGUAUUUUCGGUAAACAAGUUUCAUCUUGUGGGUAUGAAAUUAACCUUUUUUGGCAAAACCCACCCCCAUUAUAAAAAAUUAUGCAAGAUACUGUAUCCACUUUACAUUAAUAAUAUUAAAAUCUAGUUUAAAUACAAGUAUUUCCUGAGUAAACCUAUUCAGAGAAAUAAAGAAUGGAUUGAUCUGCACUUGAUUUAAUAAUAAUUUAUUCCUUUUAAAUUCAAUUUUAAAAUUUUCAAAAUAAACACAUACUUUUUUUGUAUUUUUCUUAUAAUUGUAACGACAAAUGUGAAGUUAAAUCAUUUUUAAUAAUAAUGUAUGUCGAAAACCUUUUUUACCAUUGCAAAAAUAUUUUUAUAACAAGUAGUGUCACACACAUUAUUAGGCGUUUUACCAUUAUUAAAAAUUAUUAUGUAAAGUUUUGUGAUUAUUAUCGUGGGAAGCUCAAUAUGAUGAAUUUUUUCGUCUAAAUCUCUUUAAAUUAAAGGCAAAAUAUCACAAUAGUUUUAUUUAGAAAAAAUAAGAUUGGCAAUAGACUUUUGAUUGAUGUAACCGAAGUGUUCUGUUAGAAAUUGUACUUUGUAACUGUUGUCAAUCUGUAUUUCGAAUUUUCUUCUCAUUUAAGCUCAAAAUCGGAAUUCCAAAGUUACUAGAUAUUUGCCUUUAAUACAAAAGAUUCUUCCUAAUUUAAUGCAAUAUUAUUGUUUGCAAGAAAAUCUUAAAAUAUUAUUUUAAAUUUGUUUUGUUGCAUGGACUUAUGAUUUUUAUUCUGUUUCGAAUCAAAAUAAUACCACAAGGGCUUUCACAUAAGUUACUGUACUGACGAAUUUUCCUAAAAAUUUCUAUUUCUUUAAAAUUAUUUCCAAAAGGAAAAUACUAAAAGUUCUUGUUCGCAAAAUAGUAUUAUUGAUAUACCAAAAGAAAAACUGGUAGUAAAAAUAAAAUAUAUAUUAAAAAGGGAGUAAAUACUGUUAUUAAAUAAACAACGAACAAUGUUAUGUUGAUUUAAAAUCAAAUUUUAGUUUUUAGAUGACACUUUGGAGACGAUUUUUUAUUUUAUUAUUAAAAACCUAUAAAAUUUGGUGAAUCCCAGAUUAAAUUAGAAUUUUGCAAAUGUUUCACGUGCCAAAAAGUUGUUUUUAUUUCAAAUAUCAAUGAAAUUUUAAGAUUUUUUACAUUUGCUAUGAAUUAAAAGAUUUUUUAUUCUACAUUUAAAAUGUUCUCAGUAUGAUUUAUAUUGUUUCUUUAUUGUCAUUGCAUCUUAUGAUGAAUCAUCUAUCUUAAUUCUACUUGCUUGUGGCAUUUGGUCGUGACAUCUUUGUAACAAACCCUCCCUUUCUAAUAAACUCCAAUAAAAAAAUCAUGUAUGCUUAAUACAUGCUAGUUUAUCUUCUCCUAGAGGACUUUUUCUGGUAUAAUACAUGGUUUUAUAAGUCUAUAACGCCUCAUGAUCAUUUCAUGCUAAAUAAUGCUUAUGGACCUUUCAAUAUUUUUCUCUAGUUAAUGAGUACCUACUAUUCGAGUACCUAUUCAUUUCCUCAUGCAUCAGAUAUGACUUAAUUAGAUAUAUGUUUCAAAAGUUUUCUGAUAUUCUUCUCAAAAUAUUCUUCAUAACCUUCUUAAUCUUCUUUAAGUUCCAUCUCCGCGACGGAGGUCGGCAAUCAUCAUAGCUAUUCGGACUUUGAGAAGGCUGCUCUGAAAAGUUUAUUUGAUGUACACCCGUACCAUUCUUGCAGGUUGCGUAGCCAUAAUGUUCUAUUAUUGUACGUCUCCUUAUACUUCUUUCUCUUUGGAUCUUUCACUUUAUAAUCAGUUGGAGCAAGUUUUAUCUCACUUUAUGUGGAAUCGUCUUUUUCUUCAGCCUGUUUGCAUCCACUACUGGACAAAGGUCUCCCCAUGAGCUCUCCACUCUUUCUGUUUUGUGCUAUUUGGUGCCAGUUUCUUCCCACUUUGGCCUUGAUCUUGAUGUCGUCUAGCCAUCGUUUUUGUGGUCCUCCACUACUACGACUGUGUUCGCGUGGUCUCCAAUGUACAAUGCUUCUCGUCCACCUGUCGUUGUUUUGCCGUGCCACGGGUCCUACCCAGUUCAAUUUCAUUUGCGCAAUUCUUCCAAUUUUACAUCUUCCACUUUCGUCCUGCUUCGCACGUCAUCGUUUCGUAUAUGUUCUCUCAGAGACACUCCCAAUAUAGCUCGUUCGAUUGCCCUCUGUGUUGUUCUUAAUCUAUUGGCUGACAAUUCUGUAAGUGUCACGGUGCGACCACUCUGUAAGUGGUCCAUGUGCAAUAAGUCUGAGAUAUUCAAAUUCUCUUGUUUGUUUUCAUAGCAUUUUGUUCGACAUUGGAUCCGUUUAUUAGAAGAUUUCCGUCAUUUCUUUGAGUUUUUGAUAUUCUUAUAAACUUUGUCUUCUUCACGUUCACUGUUAGACCGUAUUUUCCAUAUUCCAUAUUCUGGUCACCAGUUUCUGAAGAUCUUCAAUGUUUUCAGCUAAGAUGAGAGUGUCAUCCCCAUAUUUAGUUGUUAAUGGGGACAUUGAGUGUCUUCAUGACUAGGUUAUAAAAAAUCAAUGAUCUUUUCGCAUGUGCUUCCAGUACUAACUGUGUGCCAUAAUUUAUUCCUUCUACAUGUCUUGCUGUAGUGGGUUUGACAAAUAUUUACUUUUUCAGUACCUACCAAAUAUUUGAAAUUUACUCACAACAAAAUUUGAAUCACCAAUAAAAGUUUUUAAAAAACCUGGUCUGAUGGAAGUUUUGCAAUGUUUGUAAAGCAAUAUUUUGCUUCAUUCUGUUUAAUAUAAUUUCCUCUUUGGAAUUUUCACAUUCAAAUAUGACGUAAACUGUAUUAAUCUUAAUCCCUUAUUUUGAUUCUUCUUCGCUACCGAAUUAACCUUUAGUCAUUCCAUCUUCACAGGAAUAUAAUGUCCAUCAACUCCUCUUGGCAUAUCCCUUUUCUCCAUUUGGAUUGUAAUUGCAUGGUUUUUUAGUAGUCUUUUCUUUUCCAUUCUGUAAACAUAUUGUCUUUCUUUAUCUGCCUAAUCAGUUCAUUUUUGCUUAUUUAUAUCCUUUAACUCUGUUUCUUUCUAUCUUUCUUUUUCAAGCAAAUUUUCGAGAUUUGCCAAACGUAUCAUUGAAUUGUAAACUACCAUUCCAUUCGUCAUCGUGCUUCAUUUUGUUUAAGUACCAAGUAUUGUUUAUUCAUACUGACACGCUUCUUAAAAGUACUAUAACUAUAAGUUACUAUAUGCUAGUGAAGACAUACUAAGGAGAAAUAAUGAGGGACAAAGUUUGAUAAUGUCAAAUGUACUGUUUGAUAAAUAGGCUACGGUAACUAAGUAAAAUAUCCACAGAUAACUGGGAUUUUGUAAUUUUGUAACUUCUAAUAAAAAUAAAAUAUAAUGAAGUAUUUUUUAGUAAAUUAUUUUAAAAAUAAAAGUCAAACAUUGCGAUUAAACAGACAAAUAAACAAUUGCAAAGAACUGACGAGUAACAAAAGCACCCUGUGGUAUUAUUUGGAUGAACUAAAAGAGAAAAAAAUGUUUUUACUUUGAGAUAUUUGUAAAUACUUGUUUUAUUUAAUAAAUUAUUUAUAAAUCUUUUAAAAUGUGUGUUUUUGAAUACACCCAGUGAUAUAUUAGGAUGUUGUCUGGGGUGCAGCCUCUUCACAUGAAUAAUUUUUCUACAAUCCGUACUGUAGUUAUAUAAAAAAUAUUCAAGGAUUAAUUUCAUAUGUAUAUUAUUAUUAUGAUAAUUAUAUCGUUGUACGGUGUGACAUUAAAUCGAUUUUUCGUUUUUAAAACAA